AAAGGGACAAAAGGCCAGUCUGUCUUGAAAUGCAGAAGCAACCAACUCAGCUGAUCCCCUCACCAUUUCAUAGUUCUCUCUCUCUCUCUCUCCAAGAAAUCCAAGGGCACAGGAAGAAGUCUUGCGUCCUACUUCUCCCUCCAAGAAAUCCAAGACCUGUGCCUUCAGCUCUUGGCCUUCAGAGCUUUUAUUGGGAGUUGGGGGACCAUUUCUUGGGGUUCUUGACCGUUCCUUCCAUGGGAGCUUGGAAGCUGUUGCAUCUCUGCAAGUGACCAUGAGCCAAAGUUUUGACAUCAACGUGCUUCGUGAAGAAGCAAGGACUAGGUGGUUAAAGCCUUCUGAAGUCUACUACAUCUUGCAGAAUCAUGAGAGGUUGCCGAUCACCCAUGAGCCACCGAAGAAGCCACUCAGUGGUUCACUGUUCCUUUAUAAUCGCUAUGUGAAUCGGUAUUUCCGGAGAGAUGGCCAUGUAUGGAGGAGGAAGAAAGACGGAAGAACUGUUGCGGAGGCGCAUGAACGAUUGAAGGUUGGAAAUGUCGAUGCUCUGAGUUGCUAUUACGCUCAUGGUGAGCAAAAUCCAUGUUUCCAGAGGCGGUGUUUCUGGAUGCUGGAACCUGCAUACGAACACAUUGUGCUAGUACAGUAUAGAGAGGUGGCUGAGGGAAGAUAUUAUUCAUCACAACUGUCGAAUGGGCCACCAGAAUCUCUUUCAUCCUUGAGAUAUCCAAAUGCCAUCUGUGGGAACAAAUAUCGCAGCUCCACUUCUGCCGUUAGUGGGGGCGGUGAAUCCCAUCAGAGCUAUUCUACCUUGAGUUCUGUAACUGAAGUAAGUUCCUAUUCUGGGAACAAAGAGUACAACAAAGACGGUGGCAGUUUACUAAGCAUACCAGAGCUUGGACAGACUUGUCUGGAACAAACUACAGAAGUUUGUCAGACAGAUAAUGGUAAUUCGACAAAUAAAUCUGGGCUUAAUGUGGCUUUGAAGAAGAUAGCUGAGCAGUUAAGUUUGGGUGAUGAUGAUGACGACCACAUUUACUCAAAUCAAGCUCAGGCUUUGGGCUUCACUGCAGAUAUUGAGGCUGCAGGUGACAACCAAGUAAAACAAAUUCGACCAGAAGGAACACAAAAUGGUUUGCUGCCUUAUUCAGGUGACAACCAAGGAAAACAAAUUCAACCAGAAGGAACACAAAAUGGUUUAGGCAGGGAUAUAGCACCAUCUUGGGAAGAUGUGCUGCACUCCAGUUCAGGUUUGCCAACUUCAUCUAUAUACCAGUCGGAUGUCCGGUAUCAGCCAAAUUCAGAAUACCAACCACCAGGAGGCCUGGACAGUAGUGAUUUGCGCAUUCAACUUUCUGCUGCUAAAAGAUUUCUUUUAGGACCAGAAGAUUCUAUUGACUCACCAUCUAUGAACUUUAUUUUGAGAAACAAAGGGAACGGUGGAACUGAUACUUUUUCAGCUCAUGACAGUAGAGUUGAAAGCUCUCUGGACCCAAAUUGGAAAACAAAAACAUCGAGAACAUCUCAAAGCGAUUCGCAGGGCUCUGAAAUAACAGAGUUGUUGUUUGACCAUGGUCAGUUUGAACCCUACUCCAGAGCAGAUACAAGACUUACCUUGGAACAGAAGCAGCAGUUUAACAUUCGUGAGAUCUCUCCAGAAUGGGCAUUCUCCUAUGAGAUCACCAAGGUCAUCAUUACUGGAGAUUUCUUAUGCGAUCCAUGGAAUUCAUGUUGGGCAGUGAUGUUUGGUGACAGUGAGGUACCUGCUGAAAUAGUUCAACCGGGUGUUCUCCGCUGCCACACACCACUGCGCAGCAGCGGAAAACUCACGGUCUGUAUUACCUCUGGGGAUAGAGAAGUUUGCAGUCAAGUCAAAGGCUUUGAGUUCCGUACAAAAUCAACAGCUUCCAGUUUCACAGACCUUGCACCAUCUUGUAGACCUCGUAAGUCCAACGAAGAGUUACUACUUCUUGCAAAGUUUGCAAGAAUGCUUUUGUGUGGGAGUGGAAGCUCUGAAGUUUCAGGUGAUAAUCCCCGGUCAGGACAGUGUCCGAAACUUAAGAUGAAUGACGAGCAUUGGGAGCGGUUGAUUGAUGAACUCAAAGGAGGGUGUGAGAAUCCACGGACCACGGUUGAUUGGAUUAUGGAGGAACUGCUGAAAAGUAAAUUACAACAGUGGUUAUCAGCAAAACACCAAGGAUAUGAUGAAGAAGCUUGUUCUCUGUCCAAGCAUGAGCAGGGCAUUAUACACUUAGUAUCUGCACUAGGCUUUGAGUGGGCAUUGUCUUCAGUUCUCAGUGCUGGUGUUGGUAUAAAUUUCCGUGAUUCAAAUGGAUGGACUGCACUUCAUUGGGCUGCUUAUUUUGGAAGGGAAAAAAUGAUUGCUGCACUUCUUGCUGCUGGUGCAUCGGCUACAGCAGUCACCGAUCCCACUGCACAAGACCCAGUUGGCAAAACAGCAGCUUUCCUGGCUUCUGAACGAGGACACAUGGGUCUUGCAGGCUAUCUUUCCGAAGUGUCACUAACCAGCUAUCUUGCAUCCCUCACUAUAGAAAAAAGCGAGAUUUCCAAAGGAUCAGCUGCAGCUGAGGCAGAGAGAGCAGUGGAAAGCAUAUCUCAGAGGAGCGCCCAACUGCACGGUGGCACAGAAGAUGAGCUCUCGAUGAAGGACUCUUUGGCAGCAGUGAGAAAUGCAGCUCAAGCAGCAGCUCGCAUCCAGAAUGCUUUCCGUGCCUUUUCUUUCAGGAAGAGACAGCAAAAGACUGCUCGACUUAGGGAUGAAUACGGAAUGACCCAAGAAGAAAUAGAUGAACUUGCAGCCGCAUCAAGGUCGUACCACCAAACUCAUGCUUCAAGUGGUCAGUUUUAUGAUAAAGCGGCUGUUUCAAUUCAAAAGAAAUACAAAGGAUGGAAAUGGCGCAAACAUUUUCUCAACAUGCGAAGAAAUGCGGUUAAGAUACAGGCUCAUGUAAGAGGCCAUCAAGUGAGAAAGAAAUACAAAACUUUUGUAAGCACUGUUAGUGUGCUAGAGAAAGUGAUACUAAGGUGGCGCAGGAAAAGACACGGCCUACGUGGCUUCCGAGCUGAGCAACAACCAAUGGUUGGAGCAGUAGAGGAAGAUGAGGAUGAAGAUGAUGAAGAUGAUGACUUUGACGACGAUGAAGCGGUCAAGAUUUUCCGUCGGCAGAAGGUUGAUGAAGCUGUAAAGGAGGCUAUGUCAAGAGUGCUGUCCAUGGUAGACUCUACUGAAGCAAGGAUGCAGUAUCGUCGAAUGCUUGAGGAGUUUCGUCUGGCAACUGUCGAAUUGGGUGGAUCAGAUAAAGUAACAUCAAUAUGUGACAGUGACUUAGUAGGGAUCAACAACUUCAUGCACUGAAAAAGGUGCAGCAUGUAAGGAGCAUUUCGGGAGCUGCCUGCAAUGAUAUGAAAGUAUUUAGGAAAUAAGUUCAACUUGCGACUAAUUAGGACCUGAUAGUGUUCAGUUCGUACAGUGUCUGCCUGAAUGUAGACUGUUGCUUCUACGUACCUUUUUCUCUGUAAAUUAUUUGUUUGUUGUGAAUGGCAGUUUAAUGAGCCCUGUAUUUAGGUGUCUAUAACUUUGGGGAAAGAACACCAGUUAGCAUAGUAGGAAUUGAUCAAUAGAUUGUCCGGUUUUCAUGAA
Molecule: messenger RNA, 3658 nt
Organism: Phragmites australis (common reed)
Lineage: Eukaryota; Viridiplantae; Streptophyta; Magnoliopsida; Poales; Poaceae
Product: calmodulin-binding transcription activator 4-like
Exons: 12
Coding region: 275-3373 (1032 amino acids)
Biological process (GO): regulation of transcription by RNA polymerase II
Cellular component (GO): nucleus
Molecular function (GO): transcription coregulator activity; protein binding; double-stranded DNA binding
Source: RefSeq, a predicted model, not a curated record